UUAAUAAAUCGGCUGAAACCAAUGCUACGAAAACUCCACAAUCACCUGCUUGGGAGCUUGCCGAUGCUCCCGAUGCUAAGAUUCCUUCAGCGGCCGUGGCCGGGGUCAUGUUUAGACCUGGAGAAACAGGUGGGAUGGUCACAGGAGGAUUACACGGUCCCCCAAAAGUCGCGGAACAGUCCAUCUCCUCCGAUACCAAGCCUAAGUCUACUCAACAAAAGGAUUCUUUGCUCAAGAAUGAAAAAAUCACUUAUGGCGAAUUAAUGCGGGCGCUUGAUGACCUUCGAAGUGAGCUAGCGAAAAAUAUCGGCAGCGUCGCCGACAAAGCCAACCAGACCGCCGAGAACGCCGCCAAGACUGCCAAAGCUCUUGCUGGACAGUUGCAAGGAGUGCUGGAUAUAGAGAAUCGUGUAUCGACGAUGAAGAGUUUGGUGCAGGACUACUCCGAGCAGCUCCACGGGUUCGAUUCCGGACUGGCUACACAGAUUCAAGGUUUCCAAGAUCAGAUGGACCAAAUGCGGCACGAUCUGACCGCGGGGCUGAUGCAACUGAGCGCCGUGAACACCAACGUCGAGACCGCGGCUGUGAUGGAACUGAAUGAGCACUACGAGGCGCUGGUGUCCGAGCUGGACAGCACCCUCUACUUGCAUUCUGGGCUCACCGCGUAUCAGCGCCAACUCAGCGAUGAGCUCAGGAGUCUAGUAGAGUGCGUGGAAAUGAUGCGUGAAGAAAAAGCUGAUCGCGAUGAAAUAUUAGACGGGCUUAAGGACAAGGCGGACAACUCUCGCCUAAUUGGUCUGUUGACGGAGAAGCAAUUCGAAGAGGCUAGAAAGGAUCUUGAAACAAGAUAA
Hyposmocoma kahamanoa is the source of this 851-nucleotide messenger RNA. RefSeq lists its product as uncharacterized. The transcript is spliced from 10 exons. Bases 108 to 851 code for a protein of 247 amino acids. NCBI's taxonomy places the organism in Eukaryota, Metazoa, Arthropoda, Insecta, Lepidoptera, Cosmopterigidae. The record is from RefSeq and is a predicted model, not a curated record.